CCACCAUGCCACCCCCGAACCAGCGGCGCCGUGCGCGCGGCGGGCGAAACCGUGGCGGCGGCGAUGGUGCCGGUCCCGGUACCAGCUCCGGUGGUGGCGCAACGGAAGCGAACGCGCUCGGCGCGAGCACGAGCACGGCCGACACGACCUGGAGCGGCAGCCCUGGAAAGAGCGCCGUCGAGCUCUACAAGGAUGCGCAGGCGGCGAGUGCCGAGCUCAAGAGCCUGAUGCAGAGCCAGCCGCCGUGGACGCGAGAGGCGGAUGCCGUGCGGCAGCGUGCGCGCAACACCUACCUCGCCGUGCUCUUCCAGCACCCGCUCUCGCCGCAUGCACAGACGCUCGACAGCCUGUGGCUCAACACUACAUACACGCUAAUCCAGGCGUACCGCGACGUCGUGGGGCGCGUCGAGGCGUCCCUCCCCCCGCGCAAGGGCAAGGACAGCGCAGACCUGCGCCGCACCCUCGCGCGCUUCCGGCAGGCGCUGGGUGCCGAGGACGCGUUUUACCGCGGCCUCAUUGGGCGGAUCGUCGCGUUCUACCGCUUGCAGGAUCGUGCGGCGGACCACCUCGCGCUGGCGGGUGUGCCCGUCCCCGAGGCGGAGGAGGGCGACGAGCCGCCCCUGUCGCGCGAGGAGGCGGAGAAGAAGCUCGGGCUCGUGUACAAGGGUCUCAUAUGUCUCGGCGACCUCGAGCGCUACAAAGAGCAGUACUCGGAGAAGGCGCGUAGAGAUGCGCGCGACGGUGUGGCGCAGCGCGACGCGAAAUUCGACCGCGCCGUCAUGUACUAUGAGGUGGGGCGGGGACUGCAGCCGGACAAUGGCAUGGCGUUUAAUCAGCUCGCCGUGAUAGACGGAUACCUGGGCGACCACUUCCACUGCACAUACCACUACUUCCGGGCACUGGCGGUGCGCCAGCCCUUCCCGGGUGGCGAGGUGAAUCUCGAGCGCGUGCUCAAACGCGCAUUUGACCGGUGGCGAGUGGCGCGUCACGAAGGCGACGCCUCGCCGGCUGACGGCCUCGAGGCCUUCCGCCGCGAUCUGCUGGUUAUCUGCGCCAUCCUGUUCCUGAAGGCCAGCACGUCCCAUGUGUCACACAUGAGCAACGUACUCUGCGAACAGUUUGCACGUAGCUUGCGCGCACGCAAGCUUCCCUCGGAGACGAUUGUCAAGACGACGGCCAUGGCCAUCGGCUCGCACUGGUACUGCCGCUUGGACGCGAGCCGCGGCGGCCCCGCAGCGGGUGCGGAUCCGGCCGAGACCGCCAAAGCCGAGCGUCGGCGGUUGGUCGAGGAUCUCAGCCUGCGCUUCCUGUUCACUGUUUACACUGCGCUCGUAAGCGUGACCGCCGUGGAGGUGGAGGAAGCGCUGGCCGCCAGAGCAGGAGAAGACGAGAGUGCCAUCGCAGACGAGGACGACGAUGAUGUGGACACUGUCCUCGCCCUCGCGGCCAGAAUUACAGCCGUGGUGCGCCGCAUUCUUCCGAGUCUGCGCAUCAUGAGCCGCUGGCUCAAGAGCCACCUCGAGUAUGUGAACCGCGCGGCUCACGGUUCCAACCCCGAGCUGCGGAGCACUAUUGAGACUUUCUGGACCGAGUACAAGCGCCUCAUGCUGGGCCUCGCGCGCCUCUUCCCACUCGUACAGCUGCCGAGCCUCGACGGACCCCUGGAGGAGGACGUGGACAUGCGCGGCUUCCUACCCUUGCGUCGCGGUAAUGCAGAGGAGAGCGUUGAGCCGCAGCGCGCCGACGUACACCCAAACGAGGAGCAGCUCAUGCGGAUCGCCGAUCUCCUCGUCGACGUCAAGCUGCUGAUGCAGACUGAAGCAGGCGCGUCGGUGCUCAGCGAUGGCUUCCCGAGCGCGCCGUUUGUGGCCGGCAACAGCGAGACGGCGAGUGUCAGCGUCGCAGAGACGGAGGACGACCCGGUCAACCUCGCGAUGCGGGCGGGGCUUAUGGAGGGCAGUACGGUAGACGAUAGCGGCGACGACGAGGUGAUCAUGUGGGAGAGGACCACGUCGAUAGUGGAGCAGUCAGCGCGACUUGGCGCGCAUGGUCCGCAGACCACUACGGCGCAGGAUCUCCUUCAGAACCUCUCGCUCGCACCACACCCACCUCCCGGUAGUGGCAACAACGCACUUCCUGCGCCCAUGCUCUUCGGUGGUGACGGCGGCAGCAUCUGGGCAAUGAGCCGCGAGGAGUCGCAGAAGGGUGCACAGCGUGCGCAGCGCACCACCCACGCCCACGCCGUGCCGUGGCAGAGCGAGAAUCAGCAAGGGCACAGGCUAUCCAACCCCGCGAUCUUCGAGUUUGCCCAGCCGCCACAGGCGCAACAAGCACCACAGGCGCAGGCGCAGCAGUACGGACACCACGGGGGAUCGUACUACCAACAGUACGCUGGGGCACAUGCGGCUGCGCACCCCUCCAGUGCGUGGUCGACGCCUGCACCCGCCCAGCAGAGCCAGCUGCCGCACUCGGGACAGCACGCCCAGCCAUCGUUGUACUCUAGUCAGUCGGGGCAGCACUCUGCUCAGCACUCUGGCCAGCACUCUGCUCAGCACUCCGGCCAAAACUCGGCCCCCCACUCUGCCCCUCACUCGGGUCAGCAUUCCGGUCAACACUCGGCCCCACACUCUGGCCAACCGACACCGCAUUCCGGCCAACACUCGGCCCCGCACUCAACGCAGCCCUCCCCGCCGUCAUGGCGCCCGCGCCCGGCGACGCAGUCCCAGAACAUUUGGGGCCCGCCCGAGGGAGGCAGUAUCUGGAGUGGCGGGCAACGCACGGCCAGCUCCGCGGGCUGGGGCUACCGUCCCGGGUAGCACGAGCUCAGCGCCAAUCAUGGAGCAUCUGACGGGAGCAGGUAUCUCGGCGCGGCUGAUCCUUCGUACGAGCCGCGAGACAGCGAGGGGGACGCUGCACGCCGAGGCAGACCCUUCUUGCGCGAUAUCAGGCCCACUUAGCGAGGGUAAGAGGCGUGAGAACGUGAGCGAGCGAAGGGACGUGAAGCGUCGAUCAGAUCGUGAGAUGUGAGACUUGGAUGGUGAUGCAGCGAGUGGAGAUGUGUG
Molecule: messenger RNA, 3062 nt
Organism: Cutaneotrichosporon oleaginosum
Lineage: Eukaryota; Fungi; Basidiomycota; Tremellomycetes; Trichosporonales; Trichosporonaceae
Molecular function (GO): protein binding
Source: RefSeq, a predicted model, not a curated record